CAGCUGAAACCAUCGUUGGGUUCCGCCAGCAGCCACCGCAUAUACGUCAGCAGCGGCAACCUCAGCACCUCCAACGGUCAACGGAUCGUUCGUGAUCUCCGUUGAUCAUUCGCCACAGAUCACCGAUCAACACUGAGAACUGAGGACACUGAGAAGCAUUGAGUGAUUCCGCGUGUGGUUCACCCGGUGAGAACGACAUUUGGCUCCCGAAUGUGCUAACGUUGAUCCGCGCACAGUGUUAUUUCGACGGAACUAAGUAUUAAAAGCAUGCAGACGUUGUAAAAGUUAGUGACGACCUUCGAGACAGAAACUAUCUAAUUGUGAAACCGAACGGAUUCGAUACCGGAAAUGGGUAACGAUUCUGGCAACCGGUUAGUCUAAUAGUUCUAUGGAAGAAUCUCUGCAACGAUGAAGAAUAGGAAUUGUCCAAGUUGGAUCGGCGAGUAAAUUAUUUACGACAUCGGAAGUUACUGUUCAAGUUCAAGUUCGCGGCGUGAUGAACGGGAAGCUUAUAGAGGAACCGGAAGUAUCAAUUUGUUGAAAGAUUCAGUGUCAAGCGUAAUGGCGCAUAUUCGAAAAUCAAAGCCGAAGGACUAAUCGUGUGGUUUCGAUAAUGUCGGCUACCGAUUUGAGGGACUUUCAGCUAAUGGAUGUCGACCUGCCGAAGGCCGUCGCGUAUCAUCAUGAACACCGAAGCCUCUUCGAAUUGGUGAUCCAAAGAAAAUUGUUGCAACGCCGCGUGAAACGAACGAACUCCCGGAUCAAGUAGAGUCGACUGCAGUUUCGUUAAAACACUUGAACUCUGCUUUUCGGAUUCCCGUCUGUCGAAAGCGAGGUUCGUGAAAGUGUCAAAGAUCGUCGGGAAACCAAGACCAGUUCGAGAGGACGGGCCACGUGACGUUUUCACGGAUUCUAUAUCUACCAUGCAACCGUUCUCGCUCGGCAGCACAAUGGCGACAGAAACACCGACGAACCUCCCCGCAGAAAGGGUUACAUCCCCAGCACCCUGCAAGAACUUGACCUUCUCCAUAGCGAAAAUCAUGGAACCGGAUAAACGUCUCACGGAGCAAAGCAAUAAUCAACAGAUCACGCCGUUACAACCACCGCCGCCUAGCAUCCCCUCGUUAACUUAUUCCGUUAAUUUGGAGUCAGCCUUCAAGAAAUACGUGCCAACGUUAAGGCAUCAGAAUCUCCUGCAACCAUAUUCCCUUCUUUAUUACCCGAACUCGUUGCUGAGUGCCUUUCCAGCGCCGCCGUCUGCUACACCCACCGUUCCACAAAAUUCACCGUUGCCCACUACCAUCCAGAAAGCUUUCUCGAAGAUGAGCCGGACAACGGCGUCGCCGGAGAAUCAGCGGGAGAAGAAGAGCCCCGGACCACGUAGCAACGAGCUGAGCGCGACGAACAAGCAGAAAACGUUCACCUGUCCCGAGUGCGGAAAGGUGUUCAACGCGCAUUACAAUUUGACCAGACACAUGCCGGUCCACACCGGCGCGCGGCCGUUCGUCUGUAAGAUAUGCGGCAAGGGUUUUCGCCAGGCGAGCACCCUUUGCAGGCACAAGAUCAUUCACACGGCGGAGAAGCCGCACAAGUGCCCGACCUGCGGCAAGGCUUUCAACCGUAGCUCGACGCUGAACACGCACAGGCGGAUCCACGCGAACUAUAAGCCGUUUGUCUGCGAGUGCUGCGGCAAGGGUUUCCAUCAGAAGGGCAACUACAAGAAUCACAAGCUGACCCACAGCGGCGAAAAGGCGUACAAGUGCAACAUCUGCAAUAAGGCGUUCCAUCAGAUCUACAAUCUGACGUUCCACAUGCACACGCACAACGACAAGAAACCGUUCUCCUGCAAGAUAUGCGGUAAGGGUUUCUGUAGGAACUUUGAUUUGAAGAAGCACAUGAGGAAAUUGCACGACACUGGUUCGCCGGUGUUGAACGGGUUAGGUACUUCGGCGCAGAACCAUAAUCAACAGUCCGGCUACGCUUCCGUUCACCACGGACCCGGCGGACAUUCGUUCGUUAGUCCUUUCCUGCUCCCGCCACCUGGCUCCGCGAGUUAUCUGAGCAAGAUGUUGUGACAAGGUGAUGGGAUUCACUAUCCGAGGAAGGCACAGUAUCCGUUGAUCCUUGGACCACCCUGUUACACGGGAGAUAUCGGCCAGUUGACACAACCUUCGAAAUGAGGGAGAUCCACGAUCUAAUAUCGAUGGUUAACGAGAGAAAAUUCGUGGAGUGGAAUACCGAGUGAUUCGACGCUGAGGACCGUCGAUUCCACGAGAUGAAAGUAAUUACUUUCGACACGAAGACCAAGAAGAGAUACCAAAGAUAUGGGGAAAAGACUUGGAAUGGGGAAUGCGUACGUGUUAUCGCAUGGUUUUAAGGCAACCAACUACCUCAUCUAACAGCAACCAAAUUAUAGGAGAUUAUUCCUGUUUUAUCUUAAGAUUAGCCUCAGGCAUUUUCCGUCACUGAACAAUUUCCACGCUUAGGAGCAGAUCAAGUAAGCGGAAAUGAAAUUUCCUUUCAAACACCUUCCUUUCGAAACUUUUUUAUCCACGUUACCAAUAAAUGCAUGCUGUGUUUGAAGUUCGUUCGAGGAAAUGUGCAUUCUUAGGAAGGAGGGAAUAGGAAUUAUGUAACUCUUUAUUUCGAGGAUGAACCAGACAACGCGACGGUGCAGCGCGGCAAGGGAGAACAGAGGAAAAACUGCGUGCAAACAGCACGAAUAAUCGAAUUAGACGACUCGUCGCGGUCAAUCCCGACGGGACAACGAUAUUUUAACCGAACGAGCAGUUGCCAACUGCAAAACAUCGGGCACGAAUAUAUCGAAGUAAGCAAAUAAUCGGUCGUAUCAGUCGAAAUAAACCGCGCUGGCAGGUAAAUCAACAGACAGAGGAACGGACAUAAGCGUGCGUUAGCACGAUUGUUAUAUCGGAAACCGAGUCGCCCAUGAUAUCCGAUUAAUCGUCGCAUGAAAGCUCAAUCGAUGGUGUCCUACGAGAGACAAUUACUUAUUUCUGUAAAUAUUUGUAAAUAUUUGUACUUGCGAUAGAGAUUUCGUUACAUCCGUUACCAAAUAGAAGAUCUGCGAGAUUGGCGCGUACAGGGUGGACAGUAUUAAAGAAAUACACAAAUAUAUCGAUACACCAUAGCAUCACGUAUUUCCGGUUUCCGGGUUACCAACACAUUUUGAUAAAUUGUAUAAAAAUUCACAAAGUUCCAUGAAUUUCUCGUAUGUCUCUAAAAUAUGUCUGUAAUUUAAACGCGAAACAAUGGCACACUUAAAUUAGUGAUUCAACGUUUAGAUACGGUUCACCCUGUAGAAAUUGAGCCGCGUUUCGACGACGCGUAUUCGAAAUUUCGCCCGGCUCGACGUGGAUUUCUUCUUUUAUCAUUGACCGCGCGAAAGCUCGUCUAGGAGCUUUCACGCAGCGAGCAAUGUAGCGUAACGUACGGCAGACAAACAUUGAUCGCAUUAUCUUUAUCUAUCUUUAGGCGAAAUGUAUAAAUCGGUGUGAUAGUAGCUCUUAAGCGACGAGUAGCAAAUGCGCGAGGGAAGAAUGUUGGCGAUUAAUUAAUACUUGUUAUUGAAAUUACGGCCAGUUUAUGGCUCUAUUGUACGCGCGAUUGUUUUCAAACGAGUUUCGUAUUGUAAAAAGGGAAUAGUUCUUCGACAAUGUUCCUUGUUCUUGUACGAUUAAUUCAAUUAUUAUGCAUUUUUAUUUACGUCUCGCCAUCCAAAAGUCAUUCCUACUAUACCCGUUUCCUCAUUUUCUCCCUCCAGGAUAUAAUUAUUUUUUGAAUGAAAGUAUUCCUGUUUCUUCUGGUCAAUACAAUUUACAAUAUUCAAACCGUGUUUCAAAUUUUUACCGUACGAUUUAGAUAAGACAUGACCGACGAUGAAGUGAAUUAAUUAAUCAUAAUCAACGGCGAAAAUAAAGAAUCGUUAUAUAUGUAGAUAAUCGGUAGAGUAGAUGAAAAUGCAUAUGUAUGUGUCCCUUGUUGUACAUAUGAGUCGAUCCAAUGCAAUAAAAUCAUCGAUACCAAUGAA
Molecule: messenger RNA, 4048 nt
Organism: Ceratina calcarata
Lineage: Eukaryota; Metazoa; Arthropoda; Insecta; Hymenoptera; Apidae
Product: fez family zinc finger protein 2
Exons: 2
Coding region: 924-2075 (383 amino acids)
Source: RefSeq, a predicted model, not a curated record